AUGUCACUUAGUGUUCUGAGCAGGAAGGAGAAGGAGAGGGUGAUUCAGCGGCUCUUGAUGCAGGCUCCUCCGGGGGAGUUCGUCAACAUGUUCGACAACCUGUGUCUGCUGAUCCGCGACGAGAAGCUCAUGCACCAGCAGGGCGAGUGCGCGGGCCACCGGCACUGCCAGAAGUACUGCGUGCCGCUGUGCCUGGACGGGAACCCGGUCCUGCUCACGCACCACAACGUGCUGGGCGACAGCUGGUACUUCGACUGCCAGAGCAAGCUUUCCUUCAAGUUCGACCUGCUUCAGAACCAGCUGCGGGACAUCCGGAGCCACGGCAUCAUCCGGAACGAGACGGAGUACCUGCGGACGGUGGUGCUGUGCGCCCUGAGGCUGUACACCAGCGACCACUACCCGGCCGGCCACUGCAACGUGCUGCGGAAGACGCUGCGCGGCCGCGAGUUCCUGCUGGCCUGCAUCGAAGACCACAGCUACGGCGCCGGCCAGUGCUGGAACGGCGUGUGGGUCUCCAAGUGGCUCUUCCAGGUGAACCCCUUCCUGACGCAGGUCUCCGGCAGGAUCUUCGUGCAAGCGCACUUCUUCCGGUGCGUCAACCUGCACCUCGAAAUCUCCAAGGACCUGAAGGAGAGCCUGGAGGUCGUUAACCAAGCGCAGCUGGCGCUCAGUUUUGCAAGGCUGGUGGAGGAGCAGGAGAACCUCUUUCAAACGGCCGUCCUGGACGAGCUGCAGGAGCUGUCCCAGGAGACCCUGAAAAGGGUCCUCAGGAGGGACCUGCCCGUGACCCGCACGCUCAUCGACUGGCAGAGAAUAAUCUCGGACUUGAAGCUGGUGAUGUACCCCAAGCUAGGAUACGUCAUUUACUCCAGGAGCAUGCUGUGCAACUGGAUAAUAUAA
Jaculus jaculus (lesser Egyptian jerboa) is the source of this 900-nucleotide messenger RNA. It is a transcript of the gene Capza3, whose product is annotated as capping actin protein of muscle Z-line subunit alpha 3. Gene Ontology annotation, cellular component: actin cortical patch; F-actin capping protein complex. The record is from RefSeq and is a predicted model, not a curated record. NCBI's taxonomy places the organism in Eukaryota, Metazoa, Chordata, Mammalia, Rodentia, Dipodidae. Gene Ontology annotation, molecular function: actin filament binding. The transcript has a single exon. Gene Ontology annotation, biological process: actin cytoskeleton organization; barbed-end actin filament capping. Bases 1 to 900 code for a protein of 299 amino acids.